This is a messenger RNA of Lentinula edodes (shiitake mushroom), 2122 nucleotides long. RefSeq lists its product as uncharacterized. The coding region runs from base 177 to 1820 and encodes 547 amino acids. The transcript is spliced from 2 exons. The record is from RefSeq and is a predicted model, not a curated record. NCBI's taxonomy places the organism in Eukaryota, Fungi, Basidiomycota, Agaricomycetes, Agaricales, Omphalotaceae.
AUUACUGAACAUUUUGGGAUGCUCAGCGCGAACCCAGUGGCAUCUAUUCUUUCUGUCAGCAAAUCUAAUGACAGAACUUUGAUUUUCACGGAGCUCCGCGGUUAGAGUUUCCGGAUACUUUGCAAAAAGCAUAAAUUUCAGGAUUCUAAGGUAAUACCUCCAUACCCCAUACUUCGAUGGACGAGUCUAUUCGCACCUCUGCAACUAGCCGUCUCUUGCAUACGAACGUUGCCCUUUCCGCUCAAGAACGAUGUAUAAUCACAGAUUUACUAGAGAUGAAGGCUCAGCAUCUGCAGAAACUCGAAGAAAAGGCUCGCAUUCUAAACAGUGAACUCGUUCAAGCUCGAUCGGAUCUCUUGGAACACAGAGCUCUGCUUUCGGGUGCUCGAAAGCUGCCCAUGGAGAUCAUCUCAGAGAUAUUCUUACAAUGCUUACCUGAAGUGGAUAUUUUGUCUUUCAUGCGUCCGGAGCCCCAUCCUGAUCAAGCACCCUUGCUACUGACUCAGGUAUGUCGGAGCUGGCGCAGUAUCGCUAUCGCUACUCCACGCUUAUGGUCAACAUUGAUUAUAAAUGCGUCGAACGGAAGCUCAUCUCACUGCGAAAUCACCAAACUCUGGCUCGAUAGGUCGAGAAACGUACCUCUGACGUUUACGCUGCUUGUUCGGUCUACGGAUCGAUUUCAUGGAAGGCGCGCGACCUCGUAUGAGGAGUUUGUCCCGCUCGCUGCUACCAAAGUUCUCACCAUGUUUAUCCCUCAUCUUCCCCGCAUGCGAGCCCUUGCCCUUCUCUUUGCACUGCCAGUCAUCCGUGCUGUGCCAGCCUUGCGACCGGUAGGGGAUAACGUUUGUGGUCAGUUGGAGAGAUUACAUCUUAUCACUUCCUUCGAAAACACUGCUCAGGAGAUUAUAUGGACUAGAUCCUUGGUCCACUCCGCCCCAAAUCUACGUCAUCUUUAUUUUGAUUCGUCCAUGGUACCUCUCCCCAUAGUUCGAGGUCAAGAAUGGUGCCUUUGCCUGCGCACCAUUAACCUCGAUGCAGCGUACGGGAUCCCUCCGGAGGAUUUUUUUCUCCUACUACGAAAUUCUCCCGAACUUGUUCGAUGUGUGAUUGUCAUGAACCUAGACGAGUCACUGAAUCAUCUUACCCGUUGGGAGGAGAUGCCAAAGGUCGUACACUCCGCAUUAGAGGAGCUCUCCUUGAGCUGCGAAGAUAUUUUCCUUGGGAACGUUCUUGAUCUCCUCACGCUACCUGCUCUCGUGUCAUUGAAACUCAGCACUGUGGGAGAUGAAGCUUGGCCACAUACCGAGCUGAUGCACUUUUUGUCUAGGUCCUUAUGCAUCUUGAAGGAGCUCAAGCUAGACUCGGAAAUGAUGACAGAUGAUCAGUUAUUAAUCUAUCUGGGAGUAGUGAACCGAAGCUUGAGAGCUCUGUAUCUCCCGACUUGGAAAUCGACGUCCGAGAGGAUUUUUCGGUUUAUAACGCCCCCCAGGCUCAUGGGUACCGUCUCUAACUCUCCUGAUCCCUCCUCUCUUCCGUUGGAUCGUGCUCUUCCAUUUCUAGAAACUCUAAGUUUUGGCAUCACUCCGCAUCUGCAUCCCGCAAGCCUUCGCGAUUUCAUUGAAUGCAGAUGUUUGAUUGACAAAUGUACAACAACUAGGUUACGAGCAGUUCAUAUCCACCUUUUGCUCCCCCUUAUUCCUGGUCUCGCCACCGACCUGGAUCUAAGCUUGAAGGCGUUGCUCGACCAACUUGCCGAUGAUAAAAGUAUAACUUUAAAGAUCACUUCGAAUCACUUGCAAUUUCCUUCUGUCGUUUCUUAGUUUUCACAUAGUAAAGCCUAUAAUCUACGAAUAUUAAUGACAUUCACGAUGUUUACGAUCUAAUGCAGCACUUUCCAAUAAACAUUAUAGUAUGAUAGCGUAGUAGUAGCCCGAUACCACCGUGACCGGCAAAAACUGCAAUCAAAAUUCUCUUAUAGUGAAUUCCUUCUCGUAACUUGCGUAGUUCAAUCUCCGUAGCUCAGAAUCCAUGACCAGCACCUUCAUUUGCUUGUUCCUAACUGCGCGUUCUCAUCGCUGAAGUAAAAUUAAAUUUAGAGGUGCCCCAAUCAACCCGAUCUCUG